AUGAGAGCCAAAGGUCAAGGCCUCUUAUAUCAACUAAAAAGUUUUAACUUUGUAUUUUGCUUAAAUAUGAUGCACCCCAUUUUGCAAAUUGUAUUAAAAGUAAGCUCUUUUUUACAAACGCCAAACUUGGAAUUAUUAACUGCAAUUGAAUCUAUAAAAUCUUUAAAAGUGUCUUUAAAUUCAUUAAGAAACUCUCCUAUUGAUUAUCAACUUAUUUUUGAAAAUACAGAAAAAAUGUGCAAAGAAAUAAAUAUAGAAAUUCCAACAGUGAAAAAAAAAACUAUACCAAGAAAAUUAGAUGAUAAUAAAAAUCAACAUUUAUUUGAAACCAAAUAUGAUGAACUCAGAGUGCUGGUAUUUUAUUAUACUUUGGACACACUAUGUCAAGGAUUAGACACUAGAUUUAAACAAGAUACAUUAGACUUAAUACAUGCUGUUGGAAUGUUGACAAAUUUAAGCACUGAGAUAGAAACUACAAGUUAUGAUUUAUUGUCUAAAUAUUUUGGUAUUUUAACUGAAGAAUUGCGCGCUGAAGUUAAAAUUUUAAGUGCUAUUAAAACUAAAACACCAAAGGGAACAAAUUCUGUUUCAGUGUUUAAUUAA
This is a messenger RNA of Macrosiphum euphorbiae (potato aphid), 603 nucleotides long. The record is from the annotation of a GenBank genome assembly. NCBI's taxonomy places the organism in Eukaryota, Metazoa, Arthropoda, Insecta, Hemiptera, Aphididae.